AUGCCCAACCAUCAUACCGUCACGUCGACGGAACGAUAUGAAGCUUCAGUCAAAUCACAGUCUGGCUUCUUUUCACGUCUUCCUCUGGAGAUCCGCAACGUGAUAUAUGGCAAGAUCUGGGGAGAUGCGGACACCACUAGCCAGCGAUCCCAACGCAUAGGGUAUGAUAUGGCAUAUGAUGGCGGUAACGACCCUCUCGACUUUUCUGUUGGCACCGAAGCGGACAGGACGAAUUGGCUCUUAACUAACAAACAGAUGAUGACUGGAGGAAUUCAUCAGCUGUAUCGAAAGUCCACAUGUCACUUGAACGAUGGUGACAAUGCUAUUUCGUCUAGGCACGACGCCUCGCAAUUAUUGAGAUCACUCCAGGUACUUUCGUACGCAAUAUAUCUCCAGCGCGAACCUUUCAUCUUCGAUGGUGAGCAGCGGACUUACCGGAUGAACUCUGCUGUGCGCACGCAGAUCAACCGAACCAUAGGAUGGGCAGACUCUACAUCUCCAGUAAAAUCAUUCCAGAUACACGUCAAACGUCCGUUUCAGGAGCCCGCACUUGCCAGGACCAAGGCAGACUUCAAGUUCGAUCUUCAACACCUCGAGUCCCUCAAAAAACACGAAAACCUAAAUAGAUUUGAAGUCCAUAUCCUUUGUGAUAUGGAUGAUGCCGUGAUGCUGUCUGCACAUUGGAGAGUCAACAGUGCAACACAUGCCAGGUGCCUAGAAGACCACUACUUCGAUACUUUGAGGGCCGAGAUUAUACGUGUAGGCCAGUUCUUGAUUGAGGGUGGUAAGAAGAGCGGGUAUAUGAAGGAGACUACUCGAGAGAGCGACGGGAUUCGGCAGUUGAGCUGGGGUUGGAUUUUCGAGAAACCGUGA
Messenger RNA from Alternaria arborescens, 873 nucleotides. RefSeq lists its product as hypothetical. Bases 1 to 873 code for a protein of 290 amino acids. The transcript has a single exon. Lineage: Eukaryota; Fungi; Ascomycota; Dothideomycetes; Pleosporales; Pleosporaceae. The record is from RefSeq and is a predicted model, not a curated record.